AUGCCGGUUACGAGGACCAGAAACCCUCGUUCGGUGACGAACGAAAACGACGAGAAUAGCAAUGCCACAGCCCGCGUGACUCGGGCUAAAUCUGCCGCGUCUCAGACGUUCGACGAACUCUCUAUGCCUACCAAGGCCCUUCAGACCAAGAAGACUGCUGUCAACGCCAACCCGGCUGCGAGGAAGCGUGCCGCCCUCGGCGACGUCAGCAAUGUGACCAAAGUUGAAGCUGCAGAGACCAAGAAGUCAAUUGGCAGGACCAACCUGGUGUCGAAGGCCGCGCAGCCCACCGGAAUCCAGAAGAAGAGCACGACCACGUCACGGGCUUCCUUGACCAAAGAAGCUAAUAAGAAGGCUGAGGCCCCUAAGCGUUCCGGCCCUGGCUCCAUUGUCGCAAACAAGCGCAAGAACGUCAUUACUGCUUCUAACACCGUCACCAAGGAGGAGACCUCGGUCGAGGGCGAGCCCAUUCGCAAAAAGCUGCACACGCUGGAGGUGGAAAGCAAGAAGAUCAAAUCCAAAGUGAGCCAGGAAAGCCAUGAAUUUGAGGAGGCCGCGCCAUCGCCGCCCGUUCUUGUCGCCGAACCCGAGACGCGCGCCUCGACUCACCCUGCCGUCAGGGCUCUUGACGACGAAGACCUGGACGACCCGCUCAUGGUGGCCGAAUAUGCCAACGAUAUCUUCGAGUACCUCCGCGACCUCGAGUGCAACUCGCUUCCUAACCCUCAGUACAUUUCACACCAAGACGACGUUGAGUGGAAGACACGCGGCAUUUUGAUUGACUGGCUAGUCGAGGUUCAUCUCCGCUUCCAGCUCCUCCCCGAGACCAUGUUCCUCGCCGUCAACAUCAUUGAUCGCUUCCUGUCCGAAAAGGUUGUUCAGCUCGACCGUCUUCAGCUCGUCGGUAUUACCGCUAUGUUCAUUGCUUCCAAGUACGAGGAGGUCCUCUCCCCCCACAUUGCCAACUUUCGCCACAUCGCCGACGAUGGUUUCACCGAGGCCGAGAUUCUGAGCGCCGAGCGAUUUGUUCUCGCCACCCUCGACUAUGACCUCAGCUACCCCAACCCCAUGAACUUCCUCCGCCGCAUCUCUAAGGCCGACAACUACGACAUCCAGUCCCGGACCAUCGGAAAGUAUCUUAUGGAGAUCAGUCUUUUGGACCACCGCCUCAUGGCCUACCGCCCGAGCCACAUUGCCGCUGCUGCUAUGUACUUGUCACGGCUGAUUCUCGACCGCGGUGACUGGGAUGAGGUUCUGGAGCACUAUGCUGGAUACACAGAGGACGAGAUUCUGCCCGUUGUCACUUUGAUGAUUGACUACAUGGCCCGCCCCGUUAUCCAUGAGGCUUUCUUCAAGAAGUAUGCUAGCAAGAGGUUCUUGAAAGCAUCCAUCCUCACCCGCCAGUGGUCCAAGAAGAACGCCCAUCUGUACGGCAUCAACGAUAUCGAUCUCGCCCUUGACGAGAUCUCAUAG
This is a messenger RNA of Dichotomopilus funicola, 1473 nucleotides long. Its product is annotated as cyclin-like protein. The record is from RefSeq and is a predicted model, not a curated record. The transcript is spliced from 4 exons. Lineage: Eukaryota; Fungi; Ascomycota; Sordariomycetes; Sordariales; Chaetomiaceae. Gene Ontology annotation, cellular component: cyclin-dependent protein kinase holoenzyme complex; nucleus; spindle pole body. Bases 1 to 1473 code for a protein of 490 amino acids. Gene Ontology annotation, molecular function: cyclin-dependent protein serine/threonine kinase regulator activity. Gene Ontology annotation, biological process: regulation of cyclin-dependent protein serine/threonine kinase activity; mitotic cell cycle phase transition.